Pocillopora verrucosa is the source of this 2275-nucleotide messenger RNA. RefSeq names its product SUMO-conjugating enzyme UBC9-A. Gene Ontology annotation, cellular component: nucleus. The record is from RefSeq and is a predicted model, not a curated record. Gene Ontology annotation, molecular function: SUMO conjugating enzyme activity. NCBI's taxonomy places the organism in Eukaryota, Metazoa, Cnidaria, Anthozoa, Scleractinia, Pocilloporidae. Gene Ontology annotation, biological process: protein sumoylation.
AGUCGUAGCUGACAGUGAUUGCAUGACUUCUGUACAACGUCCGAUUAGUUUUUGCGUUUUAUUGUCUUCCUUUGUACUGGAAAUUCGACUCUAGGAAAUUGAUUUCGUGUAGCUAUGUCUGGCAUUGCUUUGGGCCGUUUAUCAGAAGAGAGAAAAGCUUGGCGUAAAGACCAUCCUUUCGGAUUUGUGGCCAAACCGCUCAAAAAUCCUGAUGGUACUCUAAAUCUGAUGAACUGGGAAUGUGCGAUCCCUGGAAAGAAAGCGACUCCAUGGGAAGGAGGUUCUUUCAAACUGAAGAUGAUAUUUAAAGACGACUACCCAUCCUCUCCACCAAAAUGUAAAUUUGAUCCCCCAAUUUUCCACCCCAAUGUUUACCCAUCUGGCACAGUGUGUUUGUCUCUUCUGGAUGAGGAAAAAGACUGGAGGCCUGCAGUCACUAUAAAACAGAUUUUAUUGGGAAUUCAAGACUUACUGAAUGAUCCAAACAUAAGAGAUCCUGCUCAAGCAGAAGCUUAUACCAUCUACUGCCAAAACAGAUCAGAAUAUGAGAAACGAGUUAGAAGUCAAGCUGCAAAGUUCUCAAGUACAUAGUGAAUAAAGAAAAAUAGAAGACACUUCGCUAACAGACAUGUGGUUUAAUAAUGACUGGCACGAAUUGGAUUUAUUUUUUUCUCCAUUUAUGAACUGCAAUGGGGAGUGGAACAAGAAUUAAUCCAUAACUGCUUUAAUACCACGGCUGUUGUUGUGAAUUGGAAGGAGCUAUCGUGUCUGUUAUAGUAGGAAGUUUCACAGUGUACAGUUCAACUAACUUAUGCUACAAGACGGAUAAAGUUGACCCUAAUCUAUGUUAGUUUUGUUUAGGCCUCUCUGUGUAAGGUUUGGUUGGGUUUUAAUGGCUCUAACUAUUCAGGGAGAACUAUCAGAUGACACUCUCUGAUCCCAUUGUCGGGUCAUUAUUUAUCACCUGGUGGGGUGGAAUGAUUUUAGUUGUGUUACAACAAAAGUUACCUGAUCCCCCCUCCCCUGAAGGCUAUGUAGUAUACUAAAGAUCCCCCUCAUUGGCAGUUAGUUUUCCAAGGUGCCCUUCCCCCAUAAUGCUCUGUCAAGAAUGACUGUUAACCUCUCCAUACCCCCCUGGAAACUGUGUUCCUCCAGAGAAAUCCUCCCACCCCCUACCCCCUAACCCCCCCCCCCCCAGGUGAUAAAAAAUGACUGGUCCUCAGUUCAUUGUCUUUAAUUUUGUUAUGGAUCAUUUGACUAAACCAAAGGCACUAAAUGAGAUAAAACCAGAAGCCAAAUGACCAGUGAUCUCCUGAUUUUUUUUUUUUUUUUUUACCCAAUCCUUUUCAAUUCUUUAUUUUGUUUCAUUUAGGUAGGCUUUUAUUUAAUCUUGAGUUGUAAAUGUAAUCAGUAGUGCAAAGCUUUACUGUGUUGAGUGCAAAGUGUCUGUUUGUAAGAAUCCAAUGAAACCUGAAUUGUUGGGUUAUAAGAAGUCAAAAAAUACCCCAAUGCACCAAUCAUAAUGCUUUAACCCUUUAACUCCCAGUUCUUAGUGAUUAACAUGUGACUUCUCCCUAUAAUAUCCAUACAUUAACCAGCAAGCAGGUAAUAAGAAUGCUCAAACUUAUCGGGUUAAAGUUGUUAUCUUGAUCUAACACUAAAUUCUUGCAGCUAUUACACACGGAAAUGUGUAGCAGCUAGAGGGGAGAAUUAACAACCAGAUCCUUGGGAGUUAAAGAGUUUAUGUUGACGACUGCUAAUGAUUGGUUCAGUCAAUGGCUUUCAUUUACAACUUCAAAAAUUUACUCUUCACUUCAUUACAAGUGAUCUAAGUGCUUUCCACCAGACCUCUGAUCACUUUGAGUGAUACAAGAUUGAAGAAGCGUUCUCUACCCAAUGAGAGUUACAGCAACUGUAACUCCAUCAUCAGUGAAAACCAGCAUCAAAAUCUCUAAUCUUGUAAAGUAACUUAUUUUGAUAGAAAAUCCAAAAUUUCACAAAAUAUGUAUCACAUAACUGUAAUUCUCUAUCAGGGAUUCUUAUUAAUACUCCCAAGGAUUGCUUUUGGUAGGUAACUUGUAUGUCUGUGCUUAUUUGGUACACUGAAAUCAACUGAUCUUAUUUCUUUCUGCUGCAAUAUGCAUUUCUUGUGCUAACCAGCCCUUGAGUAAUGUUACUAAAGAUAUUAAAACCUCUGUAUACGACUAGCAAGACUUGUGUCUUAAAGUUGUCACUGUAGAAAUGUAACAUCCUAUGAAGGGGCCUAUACAACUUA